AUGGACGGGGAGGAGCUCGGUCCGGGGCGCCCUGCCUGGCCCGAGCCCGCUGACUGCCGCCCGGAGGGGCCGCGCCGGAGCGCGGAGAUGCUGCCGCUGCCCGUGGAGUCUGGCGACGCGCUCUCCUGGCUGGAAGCCGCCCUGGCCGCCGCCCUGGCGCUGGGGCUCCUGCUGGCCCUGGCUUGGCACCUGUGGGCCCUCCGCUGGCGCCUGAGCCGGGACCGCGCCAGCCCCCUGCCCCUGCCCCAGGGCUCCAUGGGGUGGCCCUUCUUCGGCGAGACGCUGCACUGGCUGGUCCAGGGCUCCAGCUUCCACAGCUCCCGGCGGCAGAAGUUCGGCGCCGUCUUCAAGACCCACCUGUUGGGCAGGCCGGUGAUCCGCGUCAGCGGCGCCCAGCAGGUGCGCAAGAUCCUGCUGAGCGAGCACAGCCUGGUGAGCGCCCAGUGGCCGCUCAGCGCCCAGAUCCUGCUGGGAUCCCACACCCUACUCAGCGCCGGCGCCGAGACCCACCGGCAGCGCAGGAAGCUCCUGGCCAGGGUCUUCAGCCGCUCGGCCCUGGACAGCUACCUGCCCCGCAUCCAGAAGCUGGUGAGCGCCGAGCUGCGCGCCUGGUGCCGGGAGCCCGGGCCCGUGGCCCUCUACUCCGCCGCCAAGGGCCUGACCUUCCGCGUGGCGGCCGGCGUCCUGCUGGGGCUCCGCCUGGAGGAGAAGCGCUUCGCCCAGCUGGGACGCGCCUUCGAGCAGCUGGUGGACAACCUCUUCUCCCUGCCGCUCAACGUGCCCUUCGGCGGCCUGCGGAAGGGAAUCAAGGCCCGGGAUCUGCUACACCAGUACAUGGAGAAGGCCAUCGAGGAGAAACUGCAGCAGAAGGACCUGGAGGCCGACAGUGGCGCUCUGGAUUUCAUCAUUGACAGCGCCAAGGAGCAUGGCAAAGAACUGUCCAUGCAGGAGCUGAAGGAGUCUGCCAUUGAGCUGAUAUUUGCGGCUUUCUUCACGACAGCCAGCGCCAGCACUUCUCUGGCCCUCCUUCUGCUGAAACACCCCUGGGCCAUCCAAAAAAUCCAGCAGGAGCUGGCGUCCCAUGACCUCCUCCGGCGGUGCCACUGCUUUGUCACGGGCCCAUCUCCAUCAGGCCAAGAGACCGGCCCAAAGACAGUUGGCGAACAAGAGGUUCAAAAGGGAGACUCCAAGCCACCUUUCCCACCCAAACUGGAACGUAAAGCUGGAACAGACUCAAGAGGGAAGGAGAGAGCCUCCGUCAUGCAGCCCCAUGUGGCCAGAUCAGUCCAGGAAACAAGCUGCUCUGGGACUACAGGCUUGGAAAGAGGGGAGGAAGCAGGCCGGCUCUUCGGCAGGCCAGAAGGACCCGAGUGCUAUUGCCAAGCAUCCCUGACCCUGGAGAAGAUGAGCCGGCUGCGCUACUUGGAUUGCGUCAUCAAGGAAGUCCUCCGUUUGCUGCCCCCGGUGUCUGGAGGCUACCGGACCGCCCUGCAGACCUUUGAGCUGGAUGGCUACCAGAUCCCCAAAGGAUGGAGUGUCAUGUACAGUAUCCGGGACACGCAUGAGACUGCCGGCAUCUAUCAGAGCCCCCUGGAUACCUUCGAUCCUGAGCGCUUCUGGGUGCCCCAGGAAGAGGGCGAGGAACACAAAGUCGCCAGCGCUGACCGUUUCCACUACAUCCCCUUUGGCGGGGGAGUCCGAAACUGCAUUGGCAAAGAACUGGCCCAGGCUGUCCUCAAGCUGCUUGCUGUGGAGCUGGUCAGCACAGCCCACUGGGAGCUGGCCACCCCUCACUUCCCCAAGAUGCAAACAGUGCCGAUUGUGCACCCCGUGGACGGCCUGCAGCUCUACUUUCGUUCCCUGAAGCCUGGAAGAGGAAGUGGCGAGCCAGACGAGGCAGAAACUUGA
Messenger RNA from Euleptes europaea (tarantolino), 1908 nucleotides. Its product is annotated as cytochrome P450 26C1. Gene Ontology annotation, molecular function: monooxygenase activity; heme binding; oxidoreductase activity, acting on paired donors, with incorporation or reduction of molecular oxygen. Lineage: Eukaryota; Metazoa; Chordata; Lepidosauria; Squamata; Sphaerodactylidae. The record is from RefSeq and is a predicted model, not a curated record. The transcript is spliced from 7 exons. Bases 1 to 1908 code for a protein of 635 amino acids. Gene Ontology annotation, biological process: sterol metabolic process.